Molecule: messenger RNA, 552 nt
Organism: Paramecium sonneborni
Lineage: Eukaryota; Ciliophora; Oligohymenophorea; Peniculida; Parameciidae
Source: the annotation of a GenBank genome assembly
AUGAAAACUUCAAUUCCUGUAUUAUAAAAGAAGCCUAUAAAUCUUAUGAAAUUGAAUUAUUAAAAGAUAAUGAGUCAAAUAAAUUAAGAAUAUGUACCUACACAAACCAAUUUUCAUAGCCCAAUAAAAUCUAAAAAGAAGUAAAACCAACAUUUCACAUUUGCGUUAUCUUCAAUAGAGCAAUAUUAAACAAUCAACUAUAAUGAUGAACCAAAAUUACCUGAAAUAAAAAGAUAGAGAAACGAUUCUUUUACACAAGCAUUCAAAUUACAUGUAGAUAUCAAGAAAUCAGAAGACAGUUAGAUUCUUUCGUUAGAUAAAUGGAAAGGUCCAAAAAAGAGAAGUUAAUCACCAGCAAGAAGAUCUACAAAAAUAUUACCUCCUAUGAAUGUUAAUUAUAAAUAAAGAAAUAGUCAAAGUUUAAUGGUUUUAAGAAGUCAUUAAUUAGAUGAAAUGAAAAAAUUAUAACAUCUCAUAAAAGAUGUUUUAACAAAAUAAGAUCAUUAAAUGAAUCAUCAUUUUGAUUCAUUGUAAUAAGAACUCUCGGAAUGA